Molecule: messenger RNA, 657 nt
Organism: Pneumocystis carinii B80
Lineage: Eukaryota; Fungi; Ascomycota; Pneumocystomycetes; Pneumocystales; Pneumocystaceae
Exons: 4
Coding region: 7-657 (216 amino acids)
Cellular component (GO): Mis6-Sim4 complex
Source: RefSeq, a predicted model, not a curated record
AAACAUAUGGAUUCUAUUUAUCUUCAUAAAAAAGCUUUUAUUGAGUCACAAAUAUCUCUUCUUUCGAGACCUCUUGAUCCGCCUCCUAAUUGGAGGGAAAAUGCUAAACUAGAUGAAGAUGGGAAUGAAUUGUCAGAAGCUGCUGUUAUACAUGCAAUUUAUUGCUUAAACGUGUUAUUGCGUAAGCAAUACCGUAUUAUAUUCAGUUCUCAAGCAAUUCGACAUGUUUCUGAGCAGAUUGAUCGACUAUAUCAUUCAUCUAAUGAGGUUUCUUUAAUAGAACCUGUGCAAUGUGAUUUUCAAUCUCUUGAUGAUAUUGAAAAACUUCCAGCAGUUUGGCCAUCAGAUGAUGAAAAAAGUAGCGAAAAAUAUACAAAUCUUCGUGCACGAUUGCUUUCACUUGCACCGGCUUUAGAUCAUCUUCAACAAAAACAUGCAUUUUACGAGUCAAUCGAAUCAUCAUUAAGACAAUUAAGACAACAAACAGAUCUUUCAUCUCGUAUUUCUGUUGAACUUGAACGAACAAAGAAACUAACGGCAAAAAUUGGGCAAAAACUUAAGAAAAGUAACAUUAAAUUAAAUCCUCAAAUACAGCAAACAGAGCCAGAAUCUUUUAUGGAGUUUUGUUCACGAAUAAACCCUGAUAUUAUAAACUAA